Pyricularia oryzae 70-15 is the source of this 207-nucleotide messenger RNA. RefSeq lists its product as uncharacterized. The transcript is spliced from 2 exons. The record is from RefSeq and is a predicted model, not a curated record. Bases 1 to 207 code for a protein of 68 amino acids. NCBI's taxonomy places the organism in Eukaryota, Fungi, Ascomycota, Sordariomycetes, Magnaporthales, Pyriculariaceae.
AUGUCUAACAACCAAGCAUCCCAGAACGCCGCGGUCGCUACCAAGGAUGAUGCCGCAUCCAUCAUGUCAUCCUCAACUGCCGCCAGCACCACCAAGCCUCACAAGGACCAGAAAGACUUCACCAAGAGCAAAAAAGACAGGGCAGACAACAAGAAGGUCACGGAUUCUGCCAGCAUCUUACGUGCCCAGAUGAACAUCAACCUCUAG